Molecule: messenger RNA, 873 nt
Organism: Encephalitozoon hellem ATCC 50504
Lineage: Eukaryota; Fungi; Microsporidia; Unikaryonidae
Product: Acyl-CoA thioesterase domain-containing protein
Exons: 1
Coding region: 1-873 (290 amino acids)
Biological process (GO): fatty acid catabolic process; acyl-CoA metabolic process
Cellular component (GO): peroxisomal matrix
Molecular function (GO): fatty acyl-CoA hydrolase activity
Source: RefSeq, a predicted model, not a curated record
AUGGAUUUCUUUAGGAUCGUAGGGCUUGGCAACGGGAUUUUUGAGGGUGCUAAUCUCUGGUCGCCAUUCCCAGGAUACCCUGCAUUUGGAGGCCAGUUGGCCGCACAGUCCCUUGCAUCUGCAUUUUCCACGGUUGAGGAGAGCUCUAUUCCGGUUACAAUGAGCAUUCUGUUUACCAAUCGAUGUAAAUCAGAUCAAAAGGUCAGAUACAAUGUCAGGAACCUGAAAGAUGGAAGCAUUGUGGACAUGAGACAGGUGGACUGUUAUCAGAAUGAUGUUUUGAUAUCCAGUGCUCACAUUAGCUUUAGUAGGCCGGAUAACAAUACUCACGACUAUGAGGGUACUCCGUAUGAAAUAUAUGAUGAUACUUUCAUUCCAUUUUCGGAAUACAUAUCUAAGUCCAUGGCUGCCAGCUCUGAAAGCCAGGCAGAGGUUAGUGCAAAGUUUCAGAUUUUGUACGAUAAUAUGUCGAUGAUGCUCAAUGUGCUGGAUGUUGAUGUGGGUAUUGGAAAUAAGGACAUGAGACAGGUCCGUAUUAGAAUAAAAGAAAAACAGGAAGGCAUAAUACAGAAGGCUUCCCUUCUUACGUUGAUUUCAGACAUGUUCUUGGUAGAGACUGCACUUAUGGCAUCCAACCUGACAUUAUUUUCUAAGGAUCUGUCUUUGCUAACCUCUUUGAAUCAUGUAGUGAACUUUGUGAACCUAGAGAAGGAUAUUUGUGAUGGAUACUUGUAUUACGUUGUAAAAUGUAAAGGAAUAAGAAACUCAAAGGCCAUUUGUGAAGGACAACUAAUUCAUGAGGACGGAACUUUGAUAUGUUUGACAGGACAGCAAGGAGUAUUCAGAGUCAAGUCUUCUUACUCUAAGCAAUGA